This is a messenger RNA of Lithohypha guttulata, 1374 nucleotides long. RefSeq lists its product as uncharacterized. Bases 1 to 1374 code for a protein of 457 amino acids. The record is from RefSeq and is a predicted model, not a curated record. The transcript has a single exon. Lineage: Eukaryota; Fungi; Ascomycota; Eurotiomycetes; Chaetothyriales; Trichomeriaceae. Gene Ontology annotation, cellular component: catalytic step 2 spliceosome.
AUGGCAAGCGGUGCUAGCGAAGGCAGUACUACCGCCAUAAUCAAGCUCAGAGAUGAAGAGCUAGCUUUGAUGCCACCGCCACUAAUCAAGCGUAUCAAAAGACCAACCGAAGUCCUUGAUGAAGACACAUACACCGAAGCCUUAUCCGACAUCAUAGCGAGAGACUACUAUCCCGGAUUGCGCGAAACAGAGGCCCAAGAAGAAUACCUACAAGCGCUCGAAAGCAAGAAUCCGCAAUGGAUCAGACAAGCAGAAAGGGAAUUGCGAGCAGCAAGAGAUGGAGAGAGCGCGAUGAAAAAGGUUAGAAGAGAGACAAGAGAUGGCAGAUUCGAUACGCCACGCUCGUACAAACAAGCAGGAGAUACACCAAAGGGACUCUCUGGGUCAGAAACACCACUUUCGACAAAUGGUACAGAGAUUGAACUGGAGGAAGAAGACCAGAACCUCGACACCUCGACAUUGUCCCUAUCAUCCUAUCAAGCAAAGUACACUUCCGAAGACAAUUCGUCUUUCAACACCAUCCUCGACAAGCAGAAUCAAAAGCGCCGUCAGAAGCACGCUCAUUUAUGGACCCAAGAUCAACGUAUUCCCAGUCAACGUCUCAUCGCUCAUCGAGCACAAACCCAGCAACUCAUCCAAGAUAAAGAGAUCUACGAAUCUACCAACAAGAAAGCCCUAAUCUCACUGACCACAGGCGCUACUGAUUCUCGCUCCUCCAAACCCAAUUCAUGGAAGAUCUCGAAUCCAGCUAACAACUUCAUGUUCGGCCCUUCCACAUCAGUAGACGAACAAGGCCUAGUCACAGUAGCUGAGCUCAAGGAAUCCAUGUCAAAAACUGGACCAAAGCAAAUCAUUCACGAAAAUACUCGCUUCCCACCAUCCGGACCUAGAUGGGACAGAGAAGACACCGACGAUACAACCAGUAUUCAUACCUCCUUCAUAGCUCGACGCAAUGCAGCAGGCACAGACGUCGGUACUGUUACAGGAGCAGAAACACCAAGAGUAAAUGGAUACUCUUUCGUGGAUGACGAAGAACCUCUCCCUUCUGCGCAGGAACAUCCGACCUAUCGUGACCUGUUAGCUGGACAGACAGGAGAUAGCACACCGAAUCCGUUCAAACUAAAAGAGAACCGAGCUCGAGAAGAUCUUCACCAUAUGCUUGUUAAUAAAGACGCAGAAAAACAUCGUGCUAGACAGAAAGAGAUCAUGCCUAGCAGGGGCGGGAAAGACAUCGGCAACAUGACACCUGCUGCGAGGAAGAUGAUGGAAAGACUGGGUGGAAGAACUCCUGUUACGAACAAUAAGAGUGAAAGCAGAAGGGAGGACUGGACACCCGCAAGCACACCUAGAAGGACUAGAACAGCCGUGAAGUGA